GUUUCCACAUAGUAGCAACGCCUGCUGAAAAAAUAAAACCUAAUUUACCAAACUCAGACACAGACAGACACAACACAAACGUUUUCUCUUCCUUCCUUCGAUCUUUCUUCAUUUUUGUCUCAAUUUCUCUCUCUUCUCUUUCUCUUUCUCACUGCAAUGUGCUUUAUUUCAUCACUCUUCUUCAACAACUAUGCCUGAGGAUAUUCCGAAUAUGAAGGGUUCUUGGUUUUUUGACAAGAAUUUUAAUGGUUUGUCUGAUGAGACUUUUGAUGAUCUCAAGUUUUUCGAUUUUCCAUUGGAAGAUGUGGACGCAAAUACUGCUGAAGAAGAUUGGAGUGCUCUUGGAGAGCCGUGUUUUGAUGUUUUUUCAGUGUCCCCUGCAGUAUUCUGUGGUAAAAUAAAAACUGAAAAUCCCCAACUCGGGGAAGGCUUCUCUGCUCCUUUUAAUGGCAUUUCCCCAAUAAUAAAAGAAGCGGCAAGAACAGCUGGACCAACAUAUGGAAAAACUAUUCCCAAUCAGAAUGUCCCUUUCUAUGAAAAGAAAGUUGUGCUUCAAUACAGCCCGGUUUCUGUUUUUGAAGGCAGCAGUGCUUCCUCAGUUGAGAAUUCCGGCUUUGAUCUGCCUGUCAUCCCAGUAAAGCGUGCCCGAAGUAAACGCCGGCGUCCUUCAAGCUUAAAUCCUGUAUUCUCGAUUUCUUUCAUUGCUAGCUUACAGGCUUUGCAUAAGAAGAUAUCUGCCUCUGAGUCAGAUUUAAACAGAGUAAAGAAACAGAAAAGAAUGCUCUCAGGUGAUAUUGAAACGAAGAAAUCCUCAUCACAAGAGUCAGUUGUCCAGAGAAAGUGCACACAUUGCGAGGUCACAGAGACUCCACAAUGGAGAGAGGGACCCAACGGUCCCAAAACGCUCUGCAAUGCUUGUGGUGUUCGGUACAGGUCCGGCCGCCUCUAUCCUGAAUACCGGCCGGCAAACAGCCCCACUUUUGUAGCAUCUGUGCACUCAAACAGUCACAAGAAGGUUCUGGAGAUGCGAGGUGUAGUCAUCAAAGAUGGCGUUAGGGUCCUUUCUAAGUUGGCUCCAUCAAAUGUUCCUGGAAAUUCCGUAGGACAGUGUUAUCCUGGAUCUUUUUGAAGAUGAGAUAGUGUACUUGUGCCAGACAGGAUCCUCCUUUGUUUAUUGUUUUAAUUUUAGUCUCUUGAUAUAUUACUUAGCAUCAUUUGUUUAAUUACUGUAAAUUGAUUGGUGAAAUAAUAAGUUAGUUGCAGCAGAUCAGUAAUUAGUGCUUGAGAAUGGUAUGUUAAAGUAGGUGUUUAACUGGAUGACAUGGCAUUGGCAGUGAGGUUAUAUAUAUAUGGCUGAAGUAGAGGCAAGAAUCCUUUGCAUUACUUGCUGCAUGUGCUAUGAGGACAUGAAGUCAAAGGAUUAAUUAAAGGCAAGGACAAUGAUAUCACAUGUAUGGUAACAUGGCACACAAUUAUAGUGGAAGAGCACAUGCAUGACUAUUCCAUGGUCUGGAAAAACGACUUUCCAGUUUUCAGACAGCUUCAAAAUGGGUUUUGUUAUUUACCCUUUAUAGACAGACUAUUAGACUUUGUUUUUUUAGUAUAAUUUAGUUUGAAGAGUUAGCUCCUACUUAAGCCGUUAUUUUUGUUUCAUAA
Messenger RNA from Medicago truncatula (barrel medic), 1656 nucleotides. RefSeq names its product GATA transcription factor 11. Lineage: Eukaryota; Viridiplantae; Streptophyta; Magnoliopsida; Fabales; Fabaceae. Bases 191 to 1129 code for a protein of 312 amino acids. Gene Ontology annotation, molecular function: sequence-specific DNA binding; zinc ion binding. Gene Ontology annotation, biological process: cell differentiation; regulation of DNA-templated transcription. The transcript is spliced from 3 exons. The record is from RefSeq and is a predicted model, not a curated record. Gene Ontology annotation, cellular component: nucleus.